UAGACUUUUACUUUGGAAACCUGAAACAACGACCCCAUUUUUUUGGAUUUAUUUUUGCAUUUCAGAAAGUUCAGUCGUAAAAAAUGAGCGGCUGUUUGUCUUGAGGCAGAUCUGUGGAGCACAGAGAUGGAGAAGAGUCAUGCAGCUGUUCAGAGCCAUGCAGCUGUUCAGAGCCACAGCUUCCGAGACUUUGAACAGCACCUGAGCGACCUGAAGAAGGAGAACUUCAGCCUCAAGCUCAGGAUCUACUUCCUGGAGGAGAGAGUCCAAGGCCAGAGUCCAGACCCAGACCUCAGCAAGACUAAUGUUGAGCUGAAUGUGCAGCUGCAGAGUUUGAAGACAAAACUGGAGGAGAAAGAACAACUGCUACGACAGACUGUUUCCACAGCAGAGCUACUGUCCAAUCAGAGCCCAGAGAAGCAGCAGCAAAGCGAUGAAACCACCAAUCAGGUUCAAGAGUCUUUGGAAGCUCGUCUCCAGCAGCUGCAGCAGGAGCUGGAGCAGAGGCGGCAGAGUGAGACCUCACAGCAGCGUCUUCACAAACAAGCUCUGGAGGACAAGGACAGAGUGAUCUGUGAGCUGUCCACAGACAAACACAAACUGGAGCAGAAAGUUCAGGAGCUAAACACUGCCCUGAGGAAGAGGCUCCACUCCCCACAGCGCGAGUCUGAACAGAGUGACCACUCGGAGCUGAAGAGGGUGCUGGAGGAGCAGAGUGGUCAGCUGACUCAGUGUGAGAGCACCUCAGAACAAUGUCUGAAGCAGCUCCAGGACGCCCAAAACCAGGUCCAGACCCUACAGACGAAGAUCCGAAUCAGCGAGGACCGCAACAGGAUGCUGCAGAAGCGUCUCGGGGAGCUGGAAGUCGAACUCAGAGCUGUCCGAGAAGAAGCUCAGAAUCAGGAAAGAAACCUGCAAAACCUGACAGACUCACUGUGCUCCAAAGAGCUGGAGGCGGCAGAUUUGCUUCGAGUUGUUGAGGAUCAGAACCGAGCGCUGUGUUCUCUGAAAACAACCGGCCUGGCCCAGGUAAAUGCAGGUGAUGCUGCUGCUGUCCAAUCAAAGCUCUUCUGUCUUCAGCUGGCCUUAGACUCUGCCCACCGUGCCUUGAAGACCCGAGACCAGACCGAGAAGGACCUGCGGGUGGCGCUAGAACGAGUCGAGUCCGACCUGAGAAGAGCGCGACAGACGGGCAAAGAGAGACUGCAGCACAACCAGGAGCUGCAGCAGGAACUGGAUCAGACCCGAACUUGUCUCAAGGAUCAACAGGAGCAGGUCCAAAAACUGAACCAGGAUCGUAAUCAGAUUUUAAAGGAGGAGAGGCUUAGCUGCAACAAGCAAGUGGUCCAGGACAACAGAGACCUUCAUGACUCCACAGGCCAGAGGGUCUUGUUGAACCGGACCUGGACUCUGGCUUGGCCUAAGGAGCAGGAUCCUCAGCUACAGGAGCUGCUGAAGGACAAAAACCAAGACCUCCAAACUCAGAGACAACUCCUGCUCAGCAACCAGGAGACCAUUAGGUCCCUGGAGGUAUUGCUCCGGGGGCAGAGUCUGCAGGUGGAGCAGCUCAGAGAGAGUCUGAGAAAGUCCGGACUAAAUGAAAGCCUUGUCCAGUCUCAGCUGAACCGGUCUCUGUCUGAGAGGGACUCUGUGAUCCGAAGUCUUCAGGACGUUCUGCAGGAGCGGGAUCAGGAAGUGCAGGACCUACGCUCAAUUCUUUCCCACAAUCCUCUGCUUCCUGAUGAUGUCAUGCAGCAGCUCAAGCUCCGCCUUCAACUCAAAGACCACCUCUUACAGGAAGUGAUGUCACAGCGGGCAAGACAGAUCCAGGACCAGCAAGACCAGGUCCAUGAACUGACCCAGACCAUCGACCAAAGGGACCAGUACAUCCAGGACUCGUCUCCUCAUUUCCUUGAGCUCUUAAAGGAGCAAAGCGACACCAUAAAAGAGCUCCGCACUCAGCUGAGUUAUGGACUAAACCUGGACCAGAACCAAGAUCAGGUCCAGGAUCAGGUCUGGAUUCUGAAGGAGCAGUUGAAGAAGACUCAGGAACACCAACACCAAGCCCAACAAGACUUGGAGGACAAAAACCGCCUUGUAAAGGAGCUAGUGUCGGAGCUCCAGAGGCUGAGAGGCAGGCUUCGUGCAGACUGUGAACCAGAUCGAAGCCUCAUUUUGGGUUUGGCGUCUGAAGAGGGGGCCCCUGUGUCUGGAGACGAGGAGGCUGUGGAAACCAGGGGCCCUCAUGAGAACAGUGGACCGCUGAGAGGGCCUCAGAGAGGGCCUCAGGAGCUGUGUGUGUUGGACCAGCUCCUGCAGCAGAAAAAAGCCGUUGACCGAGAACUGCACGAACUCAAGACCCAAGUCCACAAGACCGGCUUCUCCUCACUGUCCCAGAUCAGAAAAGCCCUUUUAGACCUGAGGACCCAGAACCAGGAACUGAGACAGGAAGUGAUGUCACAGCGAGAGGAAGUGAUGUCACAGCAGCAAGAGGGGCAAGGGACACGGACUGUGGAAGAGUCUGACCAAUGGGAGGCCUGGGAUUCAGAGCUGACCUUUGACCUUGCACAGAACAUGACGAUGCCCCAGGACUCUCCUCGACACCGUGGAGCUGUGGAUCUGGGAUAUGAGACAUGUGAGAAAAGUGAGACGGAGGCCGAGAGGGACACGAGCAGCCCAGAGUUCGAUGACCUGGAGAUGUGUCUGUCUUUGGACCACGGCUCAAACUGGUGGAAUCCCCAAGAUCUGGACAAAGACCAGGACCAAGACAUGGACCAGGAUCAUAACCAGACCCCAACUCUAAGUCCAGACCACAGCACUCCCCGCAGACCCAGAGAGGUACAGGAGCUGCAGAGGCUCGUGCAACACCUGAAGGCUGAGCUGAACCGGUCUAAGUUCCAGGUCCAGAGACUCCAAACCUCAGCCAAGUCUGAGGCUGGACCCCACAUAGAUCUGGACCUCGCGAACCUGCUGAACCGCGUGCAGUCCCUCGAAGACCAGAUCAAGACUGAACACAGGGCUGAGAAUGAGGAGAAGAGCAAAACUGGGUAUCUCGGGCUGGUCCAUCUUCAGGCUCGGGAGCUGUCUCACCUGCGGCAGGUCCUUAGAGAGUCUCGGGGUCUGGUCCAGAUCCUGGUCCAGAGUCUGGGUGAACAGCUGAAAGGUCUGGAGUCUCUGCUGACCUCCAGAGAACCAGACUACAGUCUGGGUCAGAAACUUCGCCAACAUCUGCAGGAGGCCCACGAAGUCCUGGAUCGACUGAGCCACAAGAUCAGCCUUAAGGAGCUUCCUGAAGAUCCUGACGAUAAGACUGAGCUUCUGGCCAUGAGACUGAGUAAGGAGCUGCAGCAGAAGGAUCUCCUCAUCCAAUCACUGCGCUCCAAACUACGCUCAGACACACCCAGCGACCAAUCAGAUUGCAUCUCCUAUGUAAGCGACGGGCAGUUAUCCAAUCAGGAUGAAGAUCUGAGCUCAGAGACCAACAGUGAGCUGCAGGUCAACCAAUCACUGACCAGCAGCCAAUCAGAGCACAGCAUCCACUACAGCGUCCAACCAGAAGGCAGUAUAAACACAAACGGCCAAUCAGAGAGCUUCUCCAAUCACACAGAGCUUCGCUCCAUGUUUUCGUCUGUUCCUCCUUCUGUCGCCUCCGCCCACAGUUUUCCAAUGAUGCACUGCUCCAGAGCACUGCUCUCACCUGGACACCCCUCAGCUCCGGCCUUUUCCUCCCUGAAGCCCUCCUUCCUCCCCCCUCCUCUCCCUGCUCCUGUGCUUCCUCUUGGUUCUGGGUCUGGUCUUGGUUCUGGAUCUGGUCGUGGUUCUGGUCCAGGUUUCUGUCUGGCUGAGGUCCAUCAGGAGCUGCAGAUGUUACAGAAGACGCUGCAGCCCCGUCACAGCGACUCCCUCCGAGCGUCCCACCUCAGGCCCAUAGUCAGCAGCUCCAGUCUGGACUCGGGACUCAGACCUGGAUUUGCACCUGAACUUGGAACUGGACCAGGACUUCCUCAGAUUAGUGGUGCUUUGUGGGAUAUUUAUCCUGGUGCUUCCAGCUACCAUUCCCUAACCGGUCCAAACCUUUUGGGGGAACACCUGAGUGAGGUUAGGUCCCUCAGACUCAGACUGGAGGAGUCCAUUCAGACCAAUGAGAGGCUCCGACUUCACCUGGAGACUCACCUGGACCCGCCCCCUAGCACAGCUCCAACAAACAUCUACAUCCAGAGUCCAGAGUCCACAGAGACCAGACUCCUGAAAGAGACCAACCUCAGUCUGAAGAACCAGCUCCGAGAUUCGCUGUUGGAAUCGGAGCAUCUGAGAGAAGCGCUCUUAUUGGUCCAAACACGGCUUAAGGAGGCGGAGCUACAGGUACAACGGUGGGCGGAGCUGAGUCAGAGCAGCCAAUCAGAAACCAACUCUCAGAAACAGGAAGUGACACGGCUGCAACAGGAAGUGACGGAAUUACGUCAAGAGCGUGACAGACUCCAGGACGCCGUCCGAGACAUGCAGCAGGAACUCCGAGACCGAGAGAGCCAAUCAGAGCGGAGGGAAGAGUCCAAGAGCCAAUCAGAGCGGAGGGAAGAGUCCAAGAGCCAAUCAGAACGGAGGGAAGAGUCCAAGAGCCAAUCAGAGCGGAGGGAAGAGUCCAAGAGCCAAUCAGAGCGGAGGGAAGAGUCCAAGAGCCAAUCAGAGCGGAGGGAAGAGUCCAAGAGCCAAUCAGAGCGGAGGGAAGAGUCCAAGAGCCAAUCAGAGCGGAGGGAAGAGUCCAAGAGCCAAUCAGAGCGGAGGGAAGAGACCAAGAGCCAAUCAGAGACGACGGUGCAGAGGAGGCUGCAGUUCACUGGUUCAGCUGUAGAGCCCGACCUGGUCCUCUGGACUGAGGACUCCAGCAGACUGCAGAAGACCCUCCAGGAAUCCUUGGACCUGAUUAAGACCAUAAACCGAGCUCUGAAGAACCGGACUAAACCAGGACUAAGGCAGGAUUGUGAGACCCAAACCAAACCAGGACUAAGGCAGGACUGUGAGAGGCUCAGGACUCUUCUUCAGGAGGCGCUGAGUCUGAGUCACAAAACCAAGAACAUAAAAAAAAAACAACAGGUGUGGGAUCAGGAGCAGAGUUUGAACAGAAACAAGGAGGAUCUGGAGAAGCUCAUUCUCAGCCAAUUGUCGAGGACAAGAGACGUGCUGCGAAAAGCCAAGGCCAACCUGCAGACUAUUCGAGGGGAUGUCAUGGUGUCCUGACAGCGCCCCCUGCAGGCCUGAUUUGUUCACCUCUGACACAGCGCCCCCUGCAGGCCUGUUUUGUUCACCUCUGACACAGCGCCCCCUGCAGGCCUGAUUUGUUCACCUCUGACACAGCGCCCCCCGCAGGCCUCUACUGUGACAAUCUUUUUUUUUUUCUUUAUUCGGGGUCAGGUUUACCAAAGAUUUUAGUCUGAGGAACUUUUAUUUUG
Molecule: messenger RNA, 5447 nt
Organism: Periophthalmus magnuspinnatus
Lineage: Eukaryota; Metazoa; Chordata; Actinopteri; Gobiiformes; Gobiidae
Product: myomegalin-like
Exons: 38
Coding region: 127-5235 (1702 amino acids)
Cellular component (GO): microtubule organizing center
Source: RefSeq, a predicted model, not a curated record